Bursaphelenchus xylophilus (pine wood nematode) is the source of this 8507-nucleotide messenger RNA. The record is from the annotation of a GenBank genome assembly. Lineage: Eukaryota; Metazoa; Nematoda; Chromadorea; Rhabditida; Aphelenchoididae.
AUGGCGCAGCCUCCGGUGAUGCCGCUCCUUCAACAGGAGGGAAAUGUAAGAAUUUUUAUUGUUUUAGUGAUCUAAAUUUAGGCUUUUAAUUCUACUGGUGCUUAAUGGUGUUAUCCUUGAAAUUUUCAGGUAUAUGUUGGCCCGGGAGCGAAGAAGGACGCUCAGGUUAUUGGAUUGGGUCUUGUCCGUCUGACGAGUCGGCAGCGGGAUGAUCUCGAACGGGCAAAGAGGUAUGCCAUGGACAUCUCAAUUCGGAGUGUCCUGAUGAAACAACAGAUCACUCAUCAACAAACGGUAAGAGUUUGCAUCUUCUUCGUUCUGAAUUUAGAUGAAAGAAGUGGAAAAAUUAGCUGCAAAAACAUUUAGGGGAAAUAUAAUUCAUAUUUUUUUUAUUUUUGGAGGCCAUCGAAAAUCAGUUGGUAUUCGAAAAUUAGGAAGUAGAAUGUAAAAAGAACGCUUUUGUUGGAUAGAACGAUCUUCUAGCUAAGUUUUGAUGUAAAAUACAUAUACGAUUCUUCAACGUUUACUUCGGAAUACCAAUUUUUUGAUCUCCUUCCCCAUCAUUCUCUAACCCAUUCGAAAAAUCGUGUGACUUUUCAGAAAACGAUGUGGAAAGGUUGUCUGUGGUAUUAUUAGUUGAAGUAUGACUGUGUGAUGCUCUGAAUAUGUGUUUUUAAUUUGGUUGAUACCGUUUUUGUUGUUUAUGAGCUCAUUUUCCGAAGGGUUUUUGCUUUGGCCAUAGAUAAUAUAAAUUUGAUUUUUUGGAUACCGAGUGUCUUUUUUCUUGACGUAGAUGUGUAUAUGCAGCACAUUUGGGGCCUGUAGAAUAUGCUGGUGCAAAAUUUAGUAUGUAAUAUCACUGUAACUUUAUCAAAUCGCACUUUCUACGUUAUCCAUUUCAGCAACAAAAACUGGCCAUGUACACACAGGCGCUGAGUUUGAUGGCGCGCGUCUACAUCGGAUCGAUCAGUUUCGAGGUUCGAGAAGAGAAUAUCAAGCAGGCUUUUUCAGUGUUCGGCCCCAUCAAGAGCAUCAACAUGAGCUGGGAUGUGGCGACCGGUGUAAGUUCAAUAUAAAUGGUGUUUGUGAAGAGCUGCGUUUACCCUGACUAAUGAAUCGAAUAUUUUUAGCAUCAUAAAGGUUUUGCUUUCUUAGAGUUUGAAGUUCCAGAAGCCGCACUACUCGCGCAGGAAUCGAUGAACGGCAAAUUGAUGGGCGGAAGGAAUCUAAAGGUGAGAUUUUUAUAUUUUUUGUUGGCUUUUAGAUUCCAUGAAGGCAGAAAAUCGAUUGAAAUUGCCAAUGAAGGUUUUGACGAGCUACCGAGUUUGUCGAAUGUUGAUUUUUGACAAAAAGCUGUGCUUUUUAUAUUGCACUAGACAUCAAAGUCAAAAAUUGAUGAUUUUUGAUGCUUUUGAAAGCGAAACCGCAAAUUUUUGUAUCGAUUAUUAAAGAGAAUUUCUAUAAGACCCUAGGAAGUUCAAAAUUCAGUACUUUGUUUCGGAUAUUAUACCACUACCAUCAAAAACAAUUUUUUUGGUAUUGUCGACUAAAGUCGAAACUUUUAGAAAAUUUAGGAGUAAGUGAUACAAAAAAGUUGAAGACUGGUCUAAUUAUCCCGUUUUCAGGUCGGACGACCCUCCAACAUGCCUCAGGCACAGCCAAUAAUCGAAAUGGUCACACAGGAGGCCAAGGAAUAUCACCGCGUGUAUGUGGCCUCAGUGCAUCCGGAUCUCAGCGAACAAGACUUGCGGUCGGUUUUUGAGGCCUUCGGAGUGAUUACGAGGGUACAAUUGGCCAAACAACCCAAUGGAAAAGGUCAUCGGUGAGAGCAGUUUUUUGAUUUUUUUUUUGAAAUUUAGGAAAGCAAAAUGGAAGGAGAAGACUGGAAUUGAGCUUUUUGGAGAGGCUAUGGUGCUGAUUGACAUGAUAGUUGUAGUCUUUUUGUCCAUUUUGACUAAAAUUAUAUUGUUUUAGACAAAAAAAGGAUUUUGGGGAAAAACUUAUAUUUUGAAGGGGUUUAAUGGUGGUACGACUGUUGUAAAUUAUUGGAAAUGCCCUCAGGGUAGUUUUACAUUGAGAUGGAUUGUUUUUUCCCAGAAAAAAUUACAUUUCUCUCAAUUUCCAGAGGCUUUGGCUACAUUGAGUUCACAAGUGCCCAAGCGGUUCGAGAAGCCAUCGAAGGAAUGAAUAAUUUUGAUCUGGGUGGCCAAUACCUUCAGGUCGGAAGGUGCAUCACUCCACCAGAAGCCCUAACGUACAUUGUGCCCACCAACACAACGACGCUUCCGACUGCCGCAGCGGUCGCUGCAGCUGCCGUUACAGCGAAAAUUCAGGCUCAAGAAGUGGUUGGAAGCUCGGUAAGGAGUUUGAAAAGAGUUUGGGGGUUUUAAAAAAGAUUUUGUGGAUUUUUUUAUAUUACACUUGAUAUCAGAUGUCAAAAAAUGCGGUUUCACCUUGAAUUGAUCGGAUUUGAUGGGGUUUCGGGACGCUUUUAGAUGUAAUAGGGUAGUUAAUAGGUUUUUAGAGUUGGUUUCAGGCUUUUGGAGUGGUUUGGGAUAUUACUUUAGGCAACUUUGAUAAAAUUUUAAAAUUUUUUUGAAUUUUUUUUUUUGCUUAUUUGUUCAUGAGUUAUGAGCCUUUGAGGAAGUUUUAGUGAUUUUAUUUAUUGACAGUAGUUGAUUUUCCAACUUUUCUAAGCAGUUUUUAUAUUGUUUUAGGCGUUUUGUUGAUUUUUUGGUAUUUGUGGGGCAAUUUUUGAUGGUUAUUGUGAAUAAUGGACGUUUUCAGACCGCCGGCGCUCCCCUGGCCAUCACCGCCACCGCCCACUCACCGUCGCCGCACUCAAAAGGUUUAUUAAAUUCGUAUUUAAAAAAUUACUUGUGAAAAUGUAGAUAGUAGACGUUUAUUUGCCGUAUUUUUGGGGUCGUGGAGAAGUUUUAAGGAGAUUUGCGUUUAUUUUGAACAAUUUUUAGUCGUAUUUUAGCCAAAAUUUUUAAAUUUUGACCUUGUUUUAGACGAUUUUUGGGUAUUUUUUAAAAUUUUUCUCCAUAAUCUCGUAAAAUACGGCCGGUAUUUAUUAUAACCAACCGAAAUGAACUCAAAGUGUCGUAGUAGGCUGAGCUGUAGGCCCAUUUCCGUCAAAUUGUAAUUCGGAUUUUAAUUAAAUUUUGAGAUUUUUUGAUUUUUUUUUUGCAAUUUUUUGUGAUUUUUUCAAAAAUUUUUGGAUUUUUUUGGACUUUCGGGCCAGCCCUAGGUGACUGCAAAAGUUUUGAGCAUCCCAAUUUUUUCAAUUUCCGCUUUUCCCGCAUCUUUUUUUCGUAUUCAACUACAUUUUUUUACAUUUCCAGGUGUAAAAUUGUCGCCCAGUUCUUCUUCAUUUUUCUUAUUUUCAGGCCACCCAGUUGCAGAAUGCCGAGCGGACACGAACGCUUUUGUUUUGGUAUGGCUUCGGGCCUUUUUUAUUCGCACAGUUUUGGCGGGAAAUUUGAAUUUUUGAACGGGUUUUUUUGGCAAGGAAAGUACUUGUAUGGGGUAUGGAGUUACAGGUCGAGACAUGUAUCAAAAAAUUCGCUAAGUUUUUCUGAUUCAGAAUGUGUAAAAGUUAGCUGCCCAAUUUUGGUUUGUAAGGGCGAAAACCCCAUCAUAACUUUUCUCGCAACACCACGGAAAUGCUUUUUUGACCAAGUUUUUACCAAUUCAAAGGCUUUGUUUUGAGCUAAAGUAAACCCUGGCAUCUUGACAAGCCUUGAAAUGUCAAAUUUGAUGAAUACUACACCUUAAUUAACAGUUCCAAUAUAAAAUUAAGGUGUAGUAUUCAUCAAAUUUGAUAUUUCAAACCUUGUCAAAAGGCUUGUCAAGAUGCCAGGGUUUACUUUAGCUCAAAACAAAGCCUUUGAAUUGGUCAAAACUUGGUCAAAAAACAUUUACGUGGUGUUGCGAGAAAAGUUCUGAGGGUUUUUCGCCCUUCCAAACCAAAAUUGGGCAACUAAUUUUUACAUAUUCCGAAUCAGAAAAAUUUUGCGAAUUUUUUGAUAUAUGUCUCGACCUGUAACUCCAUACCCCAUAGACUUUCCUUGUCAAAAAAUCUCCAAUUUCCGCCGUUAUUUUUGCCAAUUUUGCCGAAUAAGAGUCCAUAAUGUCUAUUAGAGUCUGUUUGAUAUGAUUUUUCGCCAUCCCCCACCCCCUCAUGCCCGUAGGGCCUUGUAAUGCUCAAAACUUUUGCAGGUCCCGGAACCGAGUUGCUGGCCCGCCAUCGGACAUUCGCCGGGCCUGCGUGUGGUGCGGAGGCCCGGAAUGACUGGUUUGGCACAAAAAAUCGCAAUUUGAAAAAUGAAAAUCGACCAAAAGGUUGGGAAAUUCGCGUCCAACGAAUUGCCCCCGAUUUGAGGCGAUGGGCCUAGUUCAUAGGUAAAAUCGGACGUCCAGAGAAUGAAUAACCCAAUUUCAGAGCGACGAGAUCGAAGCCGAACCCCGGAGCGACGCCGAAGAGAUAGAGACCGGAGCCGCGAAAGGGAGCGCCACCGACGAGAGGAGAAGGAGAAAAAGGAGGAAAAAAAGGAAACGACCGGUCGAAGAAGAGGCUUUGGCGGAUUCGCCGCAGCCCCAUCCCCUCAAGUGGUGGAUCCCCUGGCCCUACCACCCCCCUCGAUUGUGGAUCCGUACGCAAAUGUGCGCCGAGAACAUUCCACUAGCCUCCCACAGCCGACCCUCGCAACUCCCGCCUUUGUGCCCCCGACUACGACCCAACCGAGCCUCGCCCAGCCGGCUCUGGCCCAACCAGGACUUGUCCAGCCCUCCGUGAGCCAGCCGACCCCACUCCAGCCAUCGCCGCGCAAAAAUGAACAGGCCUUGCAUCAGGCGGGUGAUGGAGAAUAUAACUCCCAUAGCGGAUUCACCCAACCCCCACCCCCUCCAGAAUCCCCACCAGAGUCGGAGGAGAGCGAUGAAGAGCCGGCGGCCAAGUUCCAGCCACGGGAAUCCAGCCCAAUCCCCGCGGAACUCUUUUCUGCCGCACCCAUCCACCAUGAGGAAGAUGAUGAACCGAUCCCGAAAAAACCCCGCCCCACCGGAAGCUUUGUACCCCUGGCCACGGAGAGUGUCCCAGUCAAGCAGGAGAAACCAAAACGAGAUUUGAUUUCGAGGAUCAAAAUUAAACAUCAACAUAAUCCAAUGCAGAAGGCCACUUUUGGCCCAUUGACGGAUACCAACUUGACAUUCGAGGAAGAAGGUAAGAAAUUGGAGUGGAUAAAAGGAUUGGAAGAAAUUUUCGAAUGGAAAGUUCGUUACUGACGAGUCCCCGCACUCUUAGCUUAUCCUUAUAGCUUAUAAACUAAUUCUCAGUACGUCGAAACGGGACGAAACUGGCUGUUUUUAUUAUAAGUUUCGACUUCAUAAGUAGGAGCUUUGAAACUAUAUUUACAGGGGAAGUACUCAAAGUGCGACGCCCAGAUUUUGAUGAAACUUGGCACAAAUUUGGAAAAAUUUUUUCUAAGGUAUAUGCGAGAAUACUAGCUGGCGCUUUGCAGAAACAACCGAGAUUUUUAGAUGGAAAGUCGGCCAAAAUUUAUGACUUUUAGCCGAAUUUUGGCACGAAAAGUUUCAUGCCGAUUUCUACCGUAAAGGAUAAUGUUUCUACAAAAAAUCAAAUUGUCCCGCACGAAACUUCCAAAGUUAUGGCCAAAAAGCGGUUUUCUCUCUGACCGCUCUCCACGUUUAGCGUGCUCUCUCGGCGGCAAAAAUCGUUCGAUAUCUCGGCGGAGCCCGCAAAGCGCGAGCUAAAACUUUCAGGAAUUGAUAUUUAGUCCAUACCCGACGCGUGUGCAAAAUUUAAAGAAAAUCUGAGCGUCGCACUUGGAGUACUUCCCUUGUAAAUAUGGUUUCAAAGCUACUGCUUGUGAAGUCGAAACUUAUAAUAAAAACAGCCAGUUUCGUUCCCUUUUCGCCGUACUGACUGACUGUUUAUAAGCUAUAAGAUAAUAAGAAAAGUUUCCUCAUUUUUGAUGCCAAAAAAAGGUUUUUAACCCGAUUUUUAUGGCUGAUAUUGAUGUCGUAAACAUUGCAGAGGAGAAGAAACCCAAUCAUCCCACAUUGGCGAUCACGAAUGGCCAUCAAUCCAACGCUCUGGCACUCCUCAACGACAACAAUCUUCAAGUUGCGACCCAAAAAGCCAACGAAAAGAGCGAAAAGAAGAAGAAGACGGCGGUGGCGGCGGGCGUGGAAAAGAAGCGACCCAAGAUCCAGAAGCCGAAAAAGGAGCGCAAACCCAAGCUGAACACGGCCAGCGCCAUGGCCGCCGUCCACAAGGCCGGCGCCAUCAACGAAAAGGUCCAACAACAGCUGCAAAACAACGAAGAAGCCUCGUUAUCAUCGAUGGAGCAUGUGGAAAUCCGCGGCAAUGACGCCCGACACAUGCUCAUGCACAAGUUGAUGAGGACCAACAGGAGCUCGGUGAUUGUGAUGAAGAAUAUUGCAACGGAAGUGGACGAGUUUUUGGAGGAGGACAUGAGGGAAGAGUGCGGGAAAUAUGGAACUGUAACUAAUGUGAGUUCGUUUGUGGAAGUUUUGGGCCAAAAAUUAUAUUGUAGUAGGUAAAAGUUUUGAUUUUUUUUGGAGAUUUGAGGUUGUUUAGGGGAGAAAUUCGAAUAGAAAUGAAGUUAGGAGGUGGUUGAAGAGCUGUGGACAAAGAUUGAAGGGAUUUUUGAGAAAAAAAUUAUAUUGUAGUAGGUAAAAGUUUUGAUUUUUUUGGGGAUUUGAGGUUGUUUAGGGCAGCGAUUUGAUUGGAAAUGAAGUUAGGAGGUGUUUGAAGAGCUGUGGACAAAGAUUGAUGGAAUUUUUGAGAAAAACUUAUAUUGUAGUAGGUGAAAGUUUUGAUUUUUUUGGAAAUUUGAGGUUGUUUAGGGGAGAAAUUCGAAUAGAAAUGAAGUUAGGAGGUGGUUGAAGAGCUCUGGAUAAAAAAUGAAGGGAUUUUUGAGAAAAAAUUAUGUUGUAGUAGGUAAAAAUGGAUGAAUUUUCGGAGGAGGAUGGAUAUGAGGGAAAAGUGCGAUAAAUAUGGAACUGUAACUAGUGUGAGUUCAUUUGAGACGGUUUUCGAUCAAAAAACUUGAGUUUUGAAGCGGUUUUGAACAAAAAAUUAUUUAUAUUGUAGUAGGUAUAAGUUUUGAUUUUUUUGGAGGUUUCAGGUUCUCUAGGGGAGCGAUUCGGUUAGAAAUGAAGUUGGGAGGUGUUUGAAGAGCUGUGGACAAAGGUUGAAGGGAUUUUUUAGUAAAAAUUAUACAGGGUGUCCAGAGAAAUGUGCCGGAAAGUUUUUGUCGAUUUCUUGGCGCUCAAUAAAGAUAUCCGAAAAAUUCUUUUUGCAGGAUAAAGAAGAAUUUGGGCGGUUUUUUGUCCGAAAGAAACAUUUUUUCCGCCAGCGCGGAAAGAAGUGUAUUCGGCGGAGACUUUUGAUCGCUUUUUCGGCCAUCACACCAAUUUUAAACGCUUUAUUAUGAUGCUGAAACUUCCGGAAAGUCUUCAAAUUUUUGACGCAAUAAAUCACACAGACAGCGACAUCGCAAUGCGAUCCCAUAUAGCGACUGCACGGUGCAGCCUGUCGCUGCAACACCGAUAAAGUUCGAGUGCACCGUGCGGAGGUUUGAAACAGCAAGGCAAAAGGAAACUUGAACAAAAAAUAUUUUGUUGUUUUCUGGUGCACCAAGUGGUUUUCCGAUGGCUUAGCUUCUGCCAAAGCUUGGUGACAAAAUUUUCGAAGGCAUACGAAGCCAGCAGGGUGUUCUAGCCAGGCCAUAAAAAUUGUGUUGGACCAUGUCUUGUCCGCAGCUGAGUUAUGGCCUCCGCCGAUUCGGCGAGCGUCCGCCAUACCUUCGCCGAACACUUGGUAAACAUGAAAAUAUGCAAAUAUCUUUGCUUCAACCAUCAAACUUCAUAAUAAAGCGUUUAAAGUUGGUGCGAUGAUCAAAAAAGCGAUCAAAAGUCUCCGCCGAAUACACUGCCUUCCGCGCUGGCGGAGAAAAUGAUUCUUUUGCACAAAAAACCGCCCAUAUUCUUCUUUAUCCUGCAAAAAGAAUUUUUCGGAUAUCUUGAUUGAGCGCCAAGAAAUCGACAAAAACUUUCCGGCACAUUUCUCUGGACACCCUGUAUUGUAGUAGGUAAAAUUUUUUUGAUCUCUUGACCGAUUUGGGUUUGUUGAUGAAACGGGUUGAUUAAAAGUGGGGUCAGGAGACGUUAGGAAAGCUGUAGAUGAAAAAUUAGAGGGAGUUUUGGAUAUAAUUUAUAUUGUAGUAGGCAUCAAUUUUUGGCUUUGUAUAAUCAAUUUUUAUCUCCCAAAUUUUCAGGUAGUGAUAGUGGAAGAGAAGGAGGCCUCUCAAAUUCGUAUUUUUGUCCGUUUCGCCGACCCCACGCAAGCCGAGGCCUGUCUGAAGGUGAUGAAUGGACGGUGGUUUGAUGGCCGACAAAUCGAGGCCAAGUCCUACGAUCAAAUCCUCUUUGAACACGACGAUUUCAGCGGCUGA